UGAAAGUAUAGGGCAGAGAUUUUCAAAGCAGAUCAGAAAACCAGCUUUACAAAUCACUCCACCGCACUCCUCUCUUCUUUUAAAAAAUACAUUUUGCGGAGUGAUCGAUUUUUGAACUUUUUGAGAGAGACAAUAAAAGUUAGGCGGAAGAAUGAGUGAAGGGACAAAGACGAGCUGCGGCGGCGGAGCAUCGGUGGCGGCGCUUAUGUCUUCUUCGGACGAUCGGAAAACUUCCUCCGGUAAGAAAGUCACCAUUAAGAGCUCAGAUAUGAAAGAGGACUUGCAGAAAGAAGCCAUCGACAUUGCCAUUGCUGCGUUUGAGGAUUCUAAAGUGGAGAAGGAUGUAGCAGAGCACAUAAAGAAGAAGUUUGACAAAAAAUACGGCCCAACUUGGCAUUGCAUCGUCGGCAAGAAUUUCGGUAAAAUUGAACUUCACCAAUUGUUUUGCUUCUCAGUUUUCUUGCGUUUUUGCUUGCAAUGUGUCUCAAGCUUAAUGCCGUGA
Molecule: messenger RNA, 502 nt
Organism: Striga asiatica
Lineage: Eukaryota; Viridiplantae; Streptophyta; Magnoliopsida; Lamiales; Orobanchaceae
Source: the annotation of a GenBank genome assembly